GUUCCUCAAAGGUUCAUGUCGCUCUGUCACUCUUGGUGGCAAUAUCUUUACAAACACUCUAGUAGUACCACCUCAGCCACAUCAAAAUGGUAGCUGCUGAACAGGAGAACAAGACUUUCCCCGCCUGGGACGGCGCCGCCUCGACUAGCCUAUACCAAGGCACCUCGCUGGGCCCAUACCACCUCGCCCACCGCAUCGCCAUGGCUCCUCUCACCCGGCUUCGAGCGGACGGGGUGACCAGGGUUCCCGGUGACAAGUCUGCCGAGUACUACGCUCAACGAGCGAGUAAGGGCGGGCUGAUCAUCUCGGAAGCCACCAUCGUCUCUGAAGCCGGAGGUGGCUACCCGGGCGCUCCUGGUAUCUUUACCCCUGAACAGGCUAAAGUGUGGAAGGAGAUCAACGACGGCGUUCAUGCCAAGGGUGGAAUCAUCUUCUGCCAGUUCAUCUUCCUCGGACGAGUUGCGGACCCGGGCAACGUCCCGUACGUCUCGGCAGUGUCCGAUAUCCCUGCCGACAAGGAUAGCAAGGCCGAGUUGCACGUCGUCACCGAGCAGGACUUGGAGACUAUCUUGAAAGAGUUCAAGAACGCCGCCGAGUUCUGCAAGGAGGCUGGAUUUGAUGGUAUCGAAUUGCACGGAGCCAACGGUUACUUUAUCGACCAAUUCUUGCAAAGCGUAUCCAACCAGCGAACCGACCAAUACGGAGGCUCCGUCGAGAACCGCAUGCGAUUCCCCUUCAAAGUCAUGCAAACCCUCGCCUCUGUCUACCCAUCCAACAAGCUCGCCAUCCGUCUCUCCCCCUUCUCCACCUUCCAAGGCAUGCGAGAACCCGACCCAUACGAGACCUUUAUCCCGUGGACCGAAAAACUCAUGUCCACCUGGCCUGACCUCGCUUACGUGCACGUCAUAGAGAGCCGGAUCGCCGGGAACACGGAGACGGAUCCAUCGGGGGACGAUGACAAGGACAGCGUCAAGCCGUUCAGGGAGAUCGUAGAGAAGAAGAGUGGGGGGAAGACCAAGUUCAUGACCGCUGGAGGGUGGGACCCGAAGAGCGCGGCGGAGCAUUCGAAGCAGUUCCCAGAAGACUUGAUCGCGUUCGGGAGGUACUUUAUCGCCAACCCGGACUUGCCUGAGCGAAUCAAGCUCGGACACCCCUGCCGACACUGGGACCGUGACACCUUCUACUCGCCUGGACCCGAGGGAUACACCGAUCAACCAACGUACCAACAGGAGAUCGAGACCAAGGCUUGAUCAUAGAUGCGAAAAGGCCGUAUACCUAGAUGCCGACUGUAUCCCUUCUUAGAUGAUCAAGAUGGAAAACUUAUAAAGCUGACA
Molecule: messenger RNA, 1334 nt
Organism: Filobasidium floriforme
Lineage: Eukaryota; Fungi; Basidiomycota; Tremellomycetes; Filobasidiales; Filobasidiaceae
Product: putative NADPH dehydrogenase 2
Exons: 5
Coding region: 87-1250 (387 amino acids)
Molecular function (GO): oxidoreductase activity; FMN binding
Source: RefSeq, a predicted model, not a curated record